Molecule: messenger RNA, 671 nt
Organism: Sinocyclocheilus anshuiensis
Lineage: Eukaryota; Metazoa; Chordata; Actinopteri; Cypriniformes; Cyprinidae
Exons: 6
Coding region: 141-671 (176 amino acids)
Source: RefSeq, a predicted model, not a curated record
CGCGCAUCACUGUGUGCAUCACAGAGGGCAUGGAGUUAAAAACCUCCAUCAGUCAAACUGCGCUUUGAUUCACCGGCCGAAGAGCAGAGCAGCGACAUUCUGAUCCAGCUCAAACUUGAAGUGUGUUGUGGAGCUAAAGCAUGGAGAAAGCGCGCAGCACCCCGAAACUGUACGGAUCCCUGGAUCAAACGGAGCUCUGCGGAGACACGGGCAAACAAGCUGAAGAGGAUGUGGUGUCCAUGGCUGACUCCACCAUCACUGUGGAGGACAUCGAGGGAGAGCUGUUCAAGAUCGAGAGGAUAAAGGACGCACUGGUUCGGAAAGAGUCUGAGCUCAGAUAUAUGAUGGACGACAUCCAGUUGUGUAAGGAGAUCACAAGGCUCAAAAAAGAACUCCAGAAAUUGGUUUCCAUCCCAGACAAAGACAAGUCAAAUGAGGACAGACAGCGUGAGGAAGAACUACUUCAGCAGAUCCAGAAGCUGGUGGAGACCCGGGACUUUCUAGUGGACGACAUGGAGUUUGAGAGGCUCAGAGAGCAAGAGGAGGACAAAGAGAUGGCUGACUUCCUACAGACCAAAAUUCCCAACAGGUGCAGCAUGAAAAAGAGCAAGAGGAGGACAAAGAGAUGGCUGACUUCCUACAGACCAAAAUUCCCAACAGGUGCAGCAUGA